GGCUGUCUUGUAAAUUAGUCGCUUGUGGUCGCUCGCGUCGAUGACAAUAAACUUUAAUACUCUUGGGUCCGCACCCGUUUUCAUAAAUAAAAGACUGUAGUUUAUUAUUACUUGUGUGUACAUAAUUGCUUGAUGAUACAUAAAAAAAUCCAUGGGGGCUGGUGUACUCUCAAUUACUCUCGGUCUCAAUGAACGCAUCGAGUGUCGUGUUGGUGCGCGUGUGUUUUUUUAAAAAUAAUUUAGUUUUUUUUUUUUACCAAAUAUUAUUCUACACAUAAAUAAUUACGCUGAAUUUGAAUUUAAAAUUUAAAUGAUUUUAAAAAUAAACUCGCGCAAUUUUAUUUAAAAUUAAAUUAACUCGGAGUACAAAAGUUGGUAAUAAAUAAAAAAAAACGUGGCUUGUAAACCGGCAGAAAAUCACGUGUAAAUAAAAGAAAGAAAAAGUUUGUUAUUUUUGUGGUGAAUUUAUAAAUUAAUUGAGUUUAUUUAUUAUUAUUGUUAUUAUUUGUAGAUACCGAGUUAUGAUUUAUUGAGCAAGUAACAUCUUGGAUAAAGACCGAGCGUGACUGACAUUUUCACUUACUUUGUGUACAGAGAGAGAGUAUGCACGAGAGUUAAGUUAUUUAAAUAAGAACGAGUGCGAGAUCUUUCAAAUGACGGGUAAAAAAAUAAUAAAUUCACCCAGUGACUCUCAUUUUAUUUAUUUUAUUUUAAAAUAUAAAUAAAUGAUAAAUUGAGAUAGAAUUUAAUUGUAAGUAAACAAGCACGACAAUGGGUUUGGGUCAGAGUCGCGAUGCUAAUGGAAAUAGUGACGGCUGUGGUGAUGCUUCUGUUGAUGGAGGUGAUGCUGGUGUUGGAAUGCGAGAUGGAUUGGGUAUCAAAAGCACCACCGGUCAACAACAUCAUCAGCAGUAUCGAUAUUGUCAGACGCCGAGUUUGGGAACUGGGAGUCUGGGUGGACCACCACCGCACACUAGGAGCGGGAGUGUUAGAUCCACACCGAGACAACCUAUGCCCGAUACCAUUGAACUCGAGAGACGUUUCACUAAAGUCCUUGCAUCAAUGGAUUUACCACCCGACAAAGCGAAGCUUUUGAAGCAAUACGACAAUGAAAAGAAGUGGGAUAUCAUAUGUGAUCAAGAAAGAGUUCAAGCUAAAGAUCCACCGUCUCAUUAUCUUGCCAAAUUACGAACUUACCUGGACCCCAAAGCAUCAAGAAGUCAUCGAAAAAGAAAAAUGGUCGGUGAAUCAACGUCUACACAAGUUCUGAGAGAUUUAGAGAUAUCAUUACGUACAAAUCACAUCGAAUGGGUGAGAGAAUUUUUGGAUGAAGAAAAUCAAGGAUUAGAUGCAUUAAUAGAUUACUUAAGUUUCCGAUUACUUAUGAUGAGAUACGAGCAGCGAUUGAUGGAAAUCCGUACCGAGUCUGAGGAGAAAAUCCAAACGAGUGGUGUAAUUGAGAACGUGACACUUAAUAACGGGUGUCUGCGGCCACCUCUACACGAGCUCAAAGAUAGUCCGAGUGUUAAAAGACGUUCGAGACAUGUAGCUAAACUAAAUAUGGGUGAAGCUAAAGAUGACAUUCACGUUUGUAUACUUUGUAUGCGUGCUAUUAUGAAUAACAAGUAUGGCUUCAAUAUGGUGAUACAACACAGAGAAGCUAUUAAUUGUAUCGCACUAAGUCUAAUUCACAAAAGUUUACGAACAAAAGCACUGGUACUCGAACUAUUAGCGGCUAUUUGUUUAGUAAAAGGCGGACACGAAAUAAUACUAUCUGCGUUUGAUAAUUUCAAGGAGGUUUGUCUAGAAAAAAAGAGAUUCGAAACAUUGAUGGCGUACUUUACUCAAUACGAUAAUUUUCACAUUGAAUUUAUGGUUGCCUGUAUGCAAUUUGUAAAUAUUGUCGUCCAUUCCGUAGAAGAUAUGAAUUUCAGAGUUCACUUGCAGUAUGAGUUUACGAAUCUCGGUCUCGAUGAGUAUUUAGAAAAAUUACGACACACUGAAAGCGAAGAUUUGCAGGUUCAAAUCUCAGCUUAUCUGGAUAAUGUAUUUGACGUAGCAGCUCUUAUGGAAGACAGCGAAACUAAAACGGCUGCUCUAGAAAAAGUUGCUGAACUAGAAGACGAACUUGGUCAUGCGCAUGACAGAAUGACUGAACUAGAAAGAGAAUCGCUGUCAAAAUUAGCAGAAUUAGAGACUGAAUUGGGUGCGAUAAAAGUUGAAUAUGUUGAUGCGCUGGAAGCUAGACGAUUAGUUGAAGAAGAACUGGCGGCACUUAAAAGACAAAAACAAGACUCAGCAAGACGACAGAGUGUACUAGAGAGCAAGAUAAUUGAGCUCGAAACCCUCACGGGCACACUCACCAAAGGCUCGACAGUUGCUGGUUUAUCUAAUGGAACCGCUGGGCUAUCAGCAGCCACGUCACCGACCUCCGAGAAUGUCGUUUCCUCUACAGUAUCAAUGUCGCCGAUCGAAGACUUAGUCAGACCACCAGCAGUAGCUGCUCCACCGCCACCUCCACCUCCUCCUUGUCCUCCCCCACCUCCUCCGCCGCCUAUGGUCCCCAUGGCGCCUGGUGACAGCAAAAUUACUUGCUCCUCCACCAUUCCUCCUCCUCCUGCAGGAAUGAUGCAGGCUCCCGAUGGCGCUAUGACUAUCAAGCGAAAGGUACAAACAAAAUACAAAUUACCGACACUUAAUUGGGUUGCGUUGAAACCCAACCAAGUACGCGGUACGAUCUUCAAUGAAUUAGAUGACGACCGUCUUCAUAAUCACAUUGAUUUCACUGACUUUGAAGAAAGAUUUAAAAUUGGCAUGAGUGGACAUGUUGCCAAUGGCACCAAUGAAAUUGAUGGGUUACAAAGUUUCCCUAGUAAACGGUUUAAAAAACCCGAAAAUGUUUCAUUAUUAGAACAUACUAGGUUACGAAAUAUUGCGAUAUCGAGAAGAAAAAUGGAAAUGCCAAUAGAAAAAGUGAUAACGGCAGUAAAUGCACUAGAUUUAAAAAUUCUUUCUUUAGAAAACGUUGAAUUAUUGCAACGCAUGGUACCUACGGAACAAGAAAUAAAGGCUUACCGAGAAUAUAUAAUUGAGAAGAAAAAUGUAAAUUUAUUAACAGAAGAGGAUAAAUUUUUAAUGCAAUUAGGAAAAGUUGAGCGAAUAUCAACAAAAUUAUCAAUAAUGAAUUACAUCGGUAAUUUUUUCGACAAUUUACAUUUAAUUACGCCUCAAGUACAUGCUGUGAUAUCUGCCUCAAGUUCAGUAAAAUGUUCGAAAAAAUUACGCGCUGUGUUAGAAAUUAUUUUGGCAUUUGGUAACUAUUUAAACAGCAGCAAGCGCGGCCCCGCUUACGGCUUCAAAUUACAGAGCUUGGACACUCUGUUGGACACGAAAUCGACCGACAAACGGAUGUGUUUGCUUCACUACAUCGUUGCGACGAUAAGACUUAAAUUUCCAGAGCUGAUUAAUUUUGAAUCAGAGCUCAUGUACAUCGACAAGGCCGCCACCGUUUCAUUGGAAAAUAUAACGACAGACGUUCACGAGCUGGAGAAAGGAAUGGACCAAGUGCGCAAAGAAUUUGAAUUGCGCGGCAAAGAAAAACAUAACACAGUUUUGAGAGACUUUUUGAAUAAUUCGGAGGAAAAAUUACGGAGAUUAAAAUCAGAUGCGCGUAUUGCGGGCGAUGCAUUCCGUGAGUGUGUUGAAUUUUUUGGAGAAAGUCCGAGACAAGCUGAUGCCAAUACAUUCUUUUCGUUACUCGUUAGAUUUGCAAGGGCUUUCAAGGCUGCAGACCAAGAAAAUGAACAAAGACGUCGACUAGAAGCAGCUGCUGCAGAAGCUCUAAAUACAUCUGAGGAAGUUACGAAACGUAAUAAAUUAAAUCAAAAGAAGCAACAGGAUGCUGUAAUAAAUGAACUAAAAAAUAAGACUCGUUUAGUACAUGAGAAAAAAUUAUUGCAACAAGACGAAGUGUAUAAUGGAGCACUGGAAGAUAUUCUACUUGGAUUAAGAUCGGAACCUUAUCGUCGAGCUGACGCAGUGCGUCGUAGUCAGCGUCGACGGAUUGAUAAUCACAGAUUAUCUCGUACUGCUGAAGAGCUUGAAUUUUAAAAGAAUAAAUUUAUUUUAUAUAAAUAUUUAAAUUAAUCAAAGGUGAAAACGUCCAUGGCUGCACAAAUUUUUUUUUGUUUAUUUAAUUGAAUAUUUUUAAAAAAAACAUAUUUAAUUUUUUAAAAAAUGUUAAUUAAAUUUGUUUAUUAAUUUAUAUAUUUUUAGUUUAAUAUUUAAAAAAUAUAAAUGAUAUAUAUUUUUCAAAAUUAUCAUAAAUAGUUUACAAAAAAAUAUUUUGUAAAAUUUAUAUCUGAUAGCGAGAAAAAAAUUUUUAAAUUGUAUUUUUGUAUACAAUAACUCAGGCUCUCUUUCUUUUUUGAUACUGAUAUUUAUUACCAUUAUUUUUAUACAUUAUAUAUAUAGAUAAAUAAUUAAUGAUAAUAAGAAAUAAAAUAGAAAUAGAAAUGAAAAUACAAACAAAAAUUAAAUUAGCUGUGACUGUCAAUUAAAAAUGAACAAAAACAAAACAUAUCCAUAUGCCAGCGCUUAAUUACUUUGUACAUUUAUUUUGAUAUUCAAAUUUUUAGAACAAAAAAAAAAUUGAUAGCAAAAAAUUUUGAAAAAAAACCGUGUAAAUAUGUAUACACAUUUAUAUAUUAUAUAUAUUAUAAGUAUAUACAUUUAUAUGCUCAAGUGACAACACUUUGAUAAAAUAUAAGAAAAAAUUUACCAUAAUUAUUAUGUCUACAUAUAUUAUAUAUUAUAUAUAUUAUUAUUAAUUUAAAAAAUGUGAUGAAGAAAUUAUAAAAUAAAACUGCCAUUUAAAAAUUUAUUUGAAAUAAGCACGUGCCAUUUGAAAUAUAUUAUUUAAUAUUUUAUUGAGUUUUUAAAAUAUUUAAAAUUUCUAAAUUUUUUUUAUAAUGGCAGGUUUUAUAUUUAUUUAUAUAUUUAUAUAUAUUAGGGCUAGAAAAAUAAUUCAAAUUUUUUUAAAUUUGUAUCGAAAAGCAUAAAAUAAUUUGAAUUUUUUCCAGCUAUCGAAUGUCGAAUUCUAUUCCAUUUUUGAAUUGAUUAAUUUGAAUUUUUCAAAGUAUUUGAAAUUUACGAAUAAUUCAAAAAUUUUUUUUAACAACAAAAAUUGUAUUAUUUUUUUCAAAAAUUCAAAUUUUUGACAGAAAUAAAUCAAGCUGACACAAUUGGAAUUAAUUUCAAAAAUUACAAAUAAUUCAAAAACUUGCGGGUAAUUUGAAAAACCACAAAUUAUUCAAAAAUUCAAUUCGACUUUCAAGUCGAGUAGUUGUAAUCAAUUACAUUUAUAAAUGAUUUUCACACCUCUAAUAUAUAUAAAUAUACAUAUAUAUGUUUAGUAAUAUAUUCCAUAAGUAGUAAAUUAAAAAUAUAAAACUUUCGUUAGAUA
Molecule: messenger RNA, 5464 nt
Organism: Microplitis demolitor
Lineage: Eukaryota; Metazoa; Arthropoda; Insecta; Hymenoptera; Braconidae
Gene: Frl
Product: formin-like protein
Exons: 14
Coding region: 772-4110 (1112 amino acids)
Biological process (GO): cortical actin cytoskeleton organization; regulation of cell shape; cell migration
Cellular component (GO): cytosol
Molecular function (GO): actin filament binding; small GTPase binding
Source: RefSeq, a predicted model, not a curated record